AUGACAGGGAUCGACGUGUUUGGUUUGAGGGACUCAAACCAAGGCAUCCCAUUUAAGGCGUCUUGUCCGCACCCAUAUGCCUCAUCGAUCUCUUCUUCGGCCUCCUCCUCCUCUUCCUCGGUCUUCUCACUAGAUGCGGUCUCCACUCAAAGUUCUAUCUCGUCGACGUCGACAAGCUCUGUUGAUGUGAUCUGGGAGAAUGAAAGUGAAUACCAUGCCGGAGGUAGGGGACUAGGUGCCACUGGUGGUGUGCGUGGUUCUCUUAGGGGGACUGCCCCCAAAGCUGCUGAUGCCGCUGUUCCGGCGGAGUUGCGUAAGCACCCCCGACGCACAAGCAGUGGUCUGCAGUCCAGCGGCGUAUCAUGUACGCGCCCUCCGCCAUGCCUUCUACGGCAAUCUGAGCGGAAGGUCAACUUUGUUGACAAUCUUGUCGACACUGCGUCCUUGAUCGUCGAAAUUAUUUGGCCUUUGUCCGCGGUAUCACUUCGAAGUGAUUCGACCACUGGAUCCAAGGGUGUGCUACCCCUGCGCACUUUUAUCCAAGAAACACUUCGUCGUUCACGGACAAGCUACAGCACGUUGCAGGUAGCCCUCUACUACUUGAUUAAGGUCAAGUCGCACGUGCCAAACCCCGAUCUCACGCAGGAUCAAUCAAGGGCGAAGCCGGCUUGCCGGGCCAUGCAGUGUGGCCGACGCAUGUUCUUGGCAGCUCUGAUCCUUGCGUCGAAAUAUCUUCAGGACCGGAACUACUCGGCUCGCGCGUGGAGCAAGAUUUCCGGACUGAACACGACAGAAAUCAAUCAGAACGAGCUUAUGUUCCUCGAAGCUGUUGAUUGGCGGCUUCACAUCCCCGAGGCCACCUUCCAACGCUGGACGGAUAUUGUUCUGAAGUACACUCCGGGCGCGGGCAGCAUGUUCCCACUUGACGGGCAGUCAUGGCGCACUGUCAUUCCAAAGCUUACUCCAGAGCUAGAUGAAAUUGACAAUGAGCCCAUGACUCCCAGCAGCGUGGGAGGAUUCGACGGCGGUUUCGCAUGCGAUUCUCCAUCGCCCCGCAGCACCUGCACAAGAGGAUCAAUCUACCCUCCGUCGUUGAGUGCUGAGCCUAGCAGCCUCCCUACCAUCUCGCAGAUCUCGGGGCUGAACAACAGAUCAGAGACUACUCUUCCAUCCCUCCCUCCAAUCCCUCGGCUCGGUAUGCUACCCACGCCUCAGAUGACUCCCCAGUCGAGCAAUGCUUCCACUCCUGCUGUGAGCGGCAGCUACCGCCCGUCUUACCGGCAACAAAUGUGUGCUGCCAUGUCGCAAAGCAUGUGUACAGCGCGGUCGAUCUACGACCAGCGCCCGUCACUGUCGCUUUGCUCCAGGGCCAGCUCACUGGACAGUUUCCCAACUUUCAUGCGCCGGUCGUCACUUGCUCGCUCGACCUCAUCUGCGUCGUCCCCCGAGUCGAUGAUCUCGGAUGUCUCGACACUUUCCUCCCAGUCCUCCCGCUCCUCUUUGUCUAGUUCCUACGGGUCUACCGCGCCUACUUUGCCUAGUCUGGCGAUGCAGGCAACCCUGCGAUGCACCGGCAAGUCCUUGAAGGAGACACGGAAGCAUAUGCCUAUGGCGUCUCCUAUCGAUGAAAUUUCUUUCAGCGAUGCUUCCAACUCUCCUGAGACAAUUCUGCAACUUAACGACGUUCCGGAUUUCUCCGGCUUUUCUUUAGGCGCACCAGGUGACAUCACACACGAGGCUGCUCAGAGUCUUUGCCAACUUUCCGGAGCACUAUCGGGUUCAAACCGUCAAGGCUCUCAACAUCGGCAAGGCCGCAAGCGAGGCCGAACUGGAUCUGAGGAUCUCCAGCUACAGCGCCAAGUGCGUCAAUUGAUGCGCUCGGAUGCCGUUAAUGAGAAGACAGUGCUUCCGGAAGGCCAUCUUGCGGAAUUGUUGCGCAACUCAGAUCCAGAAAGGCAUUCUUCCGCUUCACUUCCGUCGCUUAGCGCCCUCGGCUUUGGUGCUCCGCUCUCGGGCCCUGCAGGCAUCAAGCGUGCUUGCUGCGGCAGUGAAGCAAGGAAGGUGGCUCUCCCCCCUGCCUUGCGCGCAGACUGCUGA
This is a messenger RNA of Aspergillus calidoustus, 2097 nucleotides long. NCBI's taxonomy places the organism in Eukaryota, Fungi, Ascomycota, Eurotiomycetes, Eurotiales, Aspergillaceae. The record is from the annotation of a GenBank genome assembly.